AUGAAGAUACUGUUGAUAUUUUUUGUUCUAUUUUGUGUCACAAGUAAGUUCAAAGUCAAAAAAAAAUCGUAGAUUGGCAAAAACAGCUUUAGCCAAAUUGUUUCAGACGCUCAAAAAGACUGUACCGAAUGUAAAGCUCUUGUCGACUUAUUGCAACUCGAAUGGGGAGAAGAGAAAACUGAGGAUUGUUUUGUUGAUAUCGCAUUGUUUAUUUGUGACACUUUCAAAAUUGAGGAUAAUGCAGUUUGCGAUUAUAUUGUCUCCGAUUUUUCCGAUGAAUUUAUGUAUGUUUUGAAGGAGAUUUUGGUGACACCACAUCAGAUUUGCGGACUUUUGAUGAAAAAUAGUGAGUUGAGAAAAGAGUAGAGAACGGGACUUGAGACCUUCUAUGUCAAUCAGCAGAGCCUAGAUAUCCUAGUUGCACGACUAGACAGUUCAAUGGUCAAGGAUCAACGUCGAGAAAGCUCAAUUGUUAAGGCUGUGCGUCUAGAGAACCCAUUUUGAACUAUAGAAAUGAGAACUAGGUUGUUUCUCGAGAAGAGAAACUUGGAAGACAUUAGAAGUUUCGAACCGAAUUUUUUAAUCCAAAAUUCUAACCACAGUUCUGAUCCAAAAAACCCUUCUAGAUUGCGGUGAAUUCGACGAUCCAUUCCUCAAAACCUGGAAUAUGUCGAUCCCACAAAACGCUCCCGCUUUCAUCGAACAACAAAUCGUCACAUCCACUACAAAUCCAACUCAUCGAGUACUUCACUUAACCGAUCUUCACGUCGAUAUGCAUUACACAAUUGGUCUCGAAGCUCAAUGCGGUUCUCCACAAUGUUGUCGACCACAAGAUAUGAAUGUAGAAAUAGUGUUAAAUGACACAGAAAGUGUGAAAGAGCCAGCUGGGCCAUGGGGAAAUUUGGGAAGUUGUGAUACUCCAUAUUGGCUUCUCACUAAUAUGUUGGAUAAUAUCGCAAAGACCAGUGGAAAAUUGGAUUAUGUUAUGGUUUCUGGUGAUUUAGUAUCACAUACUGUUUGGGCCUAUACACCAGAAUCACAUUCUUUCAUGGUCAAAAAUUUGUCAGAUACAAUUCGCAGUUAUUUCCCUAAUACUCCAGUGUAUUUCGCAGUUGGAAACCACGAAGGUGUACCAGUUGAUAACUUGGCACCACAUUAUACACCAAAGAAAUAUCACAUGGAUUGGUUGUACAAGGCAAUGUCAGAUUCAUGGAACGGUUGGAUUCCAGAAGAUCAAGAAAAGACAAUCCAUUAGUAAGUACACAUGAUGAACCUUAUAACACCCAUUAUUUUCAGCAAUGGUUGUUAUAUGAAAAAGAUCUACCCUGGACGUCGUUUGAUUUCUCUCAACAAUGUUUAUGGUGAUAGAAUGAACUUUUGGCUUUAUAUCAAUCAAACUGAUCCAGAUGGAACUUUGGGAUGGCUUGUUGAACAACUUUUAGAUGCUGAGAAAACUGGGGAUAAGGUUCAUAUUGUUGCUCAUAUUCCGGGAUCAGAUGGAGAAGCUUUAGAGGGUUAUGCUUUCAAUUAUUAUAAGAUUAUUAACAGGUCGGUAAUACGGCUAAUCUGCCCUGAUUUAAAUUCCCAAAAACUCACAACAUCAUCUCUCCAAUUCCAGAUUUGCCAACACAGUUCGCGGUCAAUUCUUCGGUCAUACCCACUCCGAAAAAUUCUAUAUGAUGUAUGCCGAUCCAUUCGAUGCCACCUCAACACCAACCAAGUGAGCUUUCAUGAGCAAUCCUUCCAAAACCCGCUAAUUUUCAGCGUUGUUUAUUCCGCGCCAUCCGUCACACCAUAUUCGAACUUCUUCCCAGCUUAUCGAAUUUAUACAAUUGAUGGAGAUUAUUCGGGAUCCACACAUGUAAGAGAUUCUGGAAGUUUUCAGAAUUAUUAUUUAUGUGAUUUCAGCAAGUUAUUGAUUUCGAGGAAUGGUUUUUCAAUUUGACUUCGAAUAAUGCUAAUCCGACAAAUGUGAAAUGGGAAAUUUUAUAUUCGAGUGCUAACUUGGAAUACGGUUUGAAGGGACAGAUUCCAAGAGAAUAUAAUCAAUUGAUUGAAAGAAUGAAGACUGAUCAAGAUCUAUUCAACAAAUUUUUUGAGUAAGUUAGGCGAAGACUUCAGAAGUACUAAAAACGGGAGCUUCCUAAACUGGUCGUACAAACUUCGAAGACAAACUCUGAGAAUAUCUAUAGAUAUCAUUCAUUUUCUAGAAAUCACUACCGUCGUUCAAUUUACGAUGGUCUUCAACCUUGCGGAGAUCAAAAAUGUCGAAAUGGAUUCUUAUGUGAUUCUCGACAAUUUCAUCAAACUGAUAAACUUUGCACAGAUUUGAUGUCAAGUGGUGGAAUUACAAUGCCAAAUGAUAAUAAGAAGAAGAAUACGAGAUAUUCAGCUAGAUUCCGAAAAUCGAGUAGGAAAGGAAAGGACGAAUGUAAAAUUUGA
Messenger RNA from Caenorhabditis angaria, 2442 nucleotides. The record is from the annotation of a GenBank genome assembly. Lineage: Eukaryota; Metazoa; Nematoda; Chromadorea; Rhabditida; Rhabditidae.